AUGGCAAGCAAUCGGUCGACAAGUUAUGCGAAUUCUAUUGAUUAUGCAUCGGUUCUGGAUUCCAACUUUCAGCAAUUAAAUUCGUUACCAAUUUUUGAUAUUGAUUUCCUGGAUCAUAAAGAUGAUUGGUACCUCUUAUGUUUUUUAAAAGAGCAACAACGUAAUGGUCAUUCUUAUGAAAUGACAUUAGCUGCUUUGAGUGCGAUCGUUGGUGCAUUAUCUGAUCAAUCGUAUUAUUAUAAUCCUGUUAAUAAAAGCAUCGGUUUUUUAAAUCAAAAUCACCAUUUAUUAGGUGAAAGUGCAUCCAAUAAAAGUUCAAUUUGUCAUGAAGUGUCGGCAGCUUUACAAAGCGUCAUUAACUCAUUUCCUGAUCGAUAUUCCUCUUCGAAACAAAAUUCAAACAAGGAAGAAGUUACUAAUGAUGGUGGCGUUCAUAUCGAUAAAAACAAAAACAAACCACAAACAUCGGAAUAUUCUUUGAUGGUUUCAAAUGCAACAGAAGUAGCAUUGCUUGCAAAUCUAUCGAAAAUCAACACCAUCUUAUUACAUUCGGAUGGAGAUGUUGCACUUGGUAAACUAGGUUAUUAUGAUCAAAGUAAACCUGACACAGCCUCAGGUGUAAGUUUGUUUUGUGAUGCGUCCGAUGGUAUUCGCGGUGGUUUUAUCCGAGGAACUGGCGUUACACAAAUUAAAAUCAAUAGACCAGUAGCACGAUUCAAUAUGUUUGUUGCGAGUACUGGUACGAAAUUGACUUCAAUGCUUCAACGUUUUCAUGAAGCUCGAGUUCAGGAUGGUGUCUUUGGACGUGUCUUUUAUACAUGGUGCCCAGCUAUUGAUGAAUUACCAAAAAUUAAAUCAAAAUCGUUCACAAAUAUUGCUUCAUUUUCUCAUGUUUCUCAUGCAGUUGCUUAUCUUUUUAAAAACCAAUUUCAAUUUCGUUACAUGGCACAUAAAUCUGAUGUUAUGUUGAUUAAUUCGGAAUGUAUUGAUUAUGAAGAACGUCUGAUGAAAGAAUUGGAAAAGCAAAAUGUCACAGCACCACCCACGUAUGCAACUUCUUUGACCGACAAUGAUAUUCGAGGAGAUAACUAUGGCGACGAUGAUGCUUCUUCUUUUAAUCUGUUAACAACCUUUAUUAAUGAUUGGUGGAAAUCAUCAAAUUCUUCAGAAAAACAUUUGAAACCAAUCUUUCGUAAAGUAGUAAGCAUGUUAUCGAAAUGCAUUUGGUCAAUGAAAGUCAUUCGUAUUGUAUUUCGAUUGAUGAGUAAUAACUUAAAGUAUAUUGACCAAAGACAAGGGGAUCGAUCAACAUCCGAUGUGGCUUCGAUCGAUGCAUCAUUUCAGCAUGCAAUGGAACAAUCGAUAAAAACGUUUCUGCUAACUGAAUGCCAACAAAUUAACGACUCGCAAUGGAUUAUUUGGUCGAAUACCUAUGAUGUUACCGUCGGCUUUACUUUAUAUCAACGUAAAAUGUUGGUUGUUGAAAAUUUGCUUACACUCCAAUCAUUGAAUGAUGUAAUUAAUCAACGACUAGGAAAAAAAUCGACUGAAACAUGUGAAAAAGAUUGUAAACUAGAUAGAGCAAAGACGAAAAUAAUGAACUUUCCAGUCGUUUUUUUCACUCGAACGUAUUUGACCAACAAACGGCAAGGUGCAGGAUCCGGACAAUUUUGUCACUCCUCUGAUGUGAAGCCAGAUGAAGUCUUGACUGCUUUAAUGGAUGAUGGGUUGCUGAUCGGUGGAAAAUUCAUCAAAAGAAGUCAUAAUGGUAAAGAAGAUUUACAGCAUUCAUCUUUCUGUAAACAAUUGCCGUCAAUAAUUAAAAACAAUCCUCGUAUUCUACAAGCUUUUGAAAGAUUAAACAUGGAUAUGUUACGUUAUGAAAAAUCAUUUGAACAUCAAUGUUUACCAUUAAACAACGAAUUUACCGACGAAGCUGUCCAAUUCCUGAAAAUCAAUGACCAAUUUGUACAAUACUAUCACAAUUAUUAUAAAGAAGAUCGUCGUUUCGAAUCAUUUCGAAAAAUGGUAGAUGAACGUGUUCGUCUCGGUCAGAUUAUACCAGAUAAAGAUAAUUUAUAUUUAAGUGGCCAUGUUCCUGGCAAGGAUCAACAGAACGAACCUAAUCAAGAGAUCAAUACGACUGAGUUAAACAACACUUCUUCAAACAUCGCGAAGAAUACAACAAAUGAAAUUGAUUUUAUCUAUCAUAUUGAAACCAACAGUGAAAUUACUGCACAAUCGAAAACAGAUCGACAAGUUGAACAAAAUAUUGAAGGAGUUUCAAUCAGUCCGAUUUCAUCAAAUGCUGAUAGUACAACAGAAAGUGAAGGCCAAUUUCCAGCAUUGAAAGAAAUGAACGAAACCACGGCUGAUUCCAAUAUGCAAGUAUUGACAUCACACAGCAAAUCGAAUUCCGUUUGUGACGGCAAUACAUCUGGAUCAUGUCUGGAAUAUUCUUUGCAACAACAUCGUUCUUCUACAUUGGCACCUAGAGCAACAGCAGCUUCAUCAAUUGUUAUUACAGAUGAAUCAACUUCAGUUUCAAAUGAAAAUCAAACUGAUGCGGUGGGUGAGCAGUUUAAUGAAAAUGAACAAUUUGUUUCGAGUAUGAUGAUUGAUGAAUCAGAUAACAAUGGAAUUAAGAAUCAAUCAUCAUCAAUUAACGAUCAAAGUGUAAUACAUAAGCCAUCAUCCUCAAAUGUGAACCUUUUCAAUAACCUUACAAAUACUAUGGAAGUAUCGCCAACAAAUUCCGACGAUCAAGGUGUACAAAAGAAGAGAGGACGUGGACGUCCCAGCUCAACAUACACGUCAUCAACCAAAUGGUCCACAGAAGAGGUCGACAAUCUUAUCAUGAAUCCGAAAUCUUUUCCUUCUAUGUGGAAAUCUAUCAUUCUUAAACGACAAUUUAUUGUGGGCACAUCGACUGAUUUGUUCAAAAUGAUUCCUGCAAGAUUUUUUGACGAACAGUCUAGAUUAAAGAUAAUCGAUUGUCUUACAGUGAAAAAUAUACUGAUUAAAGGCGAUUGGUUUCGUGAUGCAAAAGAUGCCUUUAUUAGUGGAUAUCUCAAAGGCAGUCCAGUUGAUCUUCAAGUGGCAGUUAAUUUAGUCGAAUUUGGUAUUGACAUUCAAGAAUAUAAACUUUCAUUGAAUCCCAAUCGAAACAACAAACGUCUGAUUGAUGGAAAGACGACCAAUCAAUCUUAUUUGUUUAGUGAUGUGUUACAAAAACACAUAAACGGUGACGAGUGGUUUAAAGAGAAUAUUGAAAUUAGUGAACGAUUUGUUUACACCGCGAGCGAAUUAGUUCAAACCACAUCCAAUUAUCAGGUUGAUCAAUUUCGGCAACAACAAAAACAAAAACUCGAACGAUCAUUAACAAACAAACGCAAAAGGAUUGAAGAAUUACAAGAUGAAACUAUGAAUAUAUGUGGAACAGAUAUGCCAAUGAAACGAAAACGAAAACCAAAAGUUCGUGAGGAUUAA
Messenger RNA from Adineta ricciae, 3489 nucleotides. NCBI's taxonomy places the organism in Eukaryota, Metazoa, Rotifera, Eurotatoria, Adinetida, Adinetidae. The record is from the annotation of a GenBank genome assembly.